CAGCAGCGAGCGAGGGAGGUGGUGGAGUGGAGGAGCAGUGAGGCCGAGCAGCUGAAGCUGCAGGAGGAGCAGAGCGCCAUCGAGUUCAAACAGGAAGUUCACCUGCAGGAGUACAGGAGGGAGAGGGCGGAGCUAUCUCACCUGAGCUGGAGGAAGAGGAAGGCGGCGUUGUACCGCGCCAACAAGACCAAGUUCUCUGUGCGUCCGAGCGAGAGGAGUCAGGACGAGCAGCUGAGGCUGCCGCUCAUCAUUAAAGGUGAUGUGGACGGGUCGGUGGAGGCCAUCUUGAACAUCCUGGAUAGUUAUGACGCUCAGCAGCAGUGUGAGCUGGAGGUCGUCCACUUUGGCAUCGGAGACGUUUCAGAGAACGACAUCAACAUGGCGGAAACGUUCGCAGGGUCAAUUUACGGAUUCAAUGUUGGGGCCAGCAGGUCGGUCCAGCAGGUGGCGUUGAAGAGAGGCGUCCCGCUCAACCUUCACACCGUCAUCUACAAACUGGUCGAUCAGCUGAAGGAAGAACUGAGCAACAAACUGCCGCCGCUCGUGUCUGAGAACGUGAUUGGGGAGGCGUCGGUCCUCGCCAUGUUCGAGGUCUCUGUUGGGAAGAAGAAGGUUCCUGUGGCGGGAUGUCGGGUUCAGAAAGGUCAGCUGGAGCGUCGACACACGUUCAGACUGAUCCGAGGGCGAGACACCGUGUGGGAGGGAUCUCUCUUGGCGUUGCGGCAUCAUAAGGACGACGUUCAGACGGUGAAGACCGGGAUGGAGUGCGGUCUGUCAGCUGAUGAAACUGUGGAAUUCAAACCCGGUGAUGUGAUCGUGUGUUUUGAGAACGUGGACUGUCCGCAGGUCACUUCCUGGAACCCGGGCUUCUAACGACGCCUUGUCUUCUUCUGCGAGGACGAGUUCAUCAAACUGAUCGCUGACAGAUA
Molecule: messenger RNA, 929 nt
Organism: Paralichthys olivaceus (Japanese flounder)
Lineage: Eukaryota; Metazoa; Chordata; Actinopteri; Pleuronectiformes; Paralichthyidae
Source: RefSeq, a predicted model, not a curated record